Messenger RNA from Tigriopus californicus, 1780 nucleotides. It is a transcript of the gene Ccz1, whose product is annotated as vacuolar fusion protein CCZ1 homolog. Gene Ontology annotation, biological process: vesicle-mediated transport. The transcript has a single exon. The record is from RefSeq and is a predicted model, not a curated record. Bases 188 to 1690 code for a protein of 500 amino acids. Gene Ontology annotation, cellular component: Mon1-Ccz1 complex; intracellular membrane-bounded organelle. NCBI's taxonomy places the organism in Eukaryota, Metazoa, Arthropoda, Copepoda, Harpacticoida, Harpacticidae.
GUGUGAGUGCCACCGCUGCCACAGCCGCAUUGGAUUUGGUUCAUCGACACGUCGACCGUGGGAUUUACUUUGAUCCCCGAGCCAUCACUCAUAGUUUGAAUCAUUACCUUGAGAGCGCGGAAUUGCCCAUCAGGUACAACUUUGUUCACGCGUGUUAACCCCUCAGCUAGAUCCCAAUAACAUCGGCAUGCCCGAGGCCACCGGGGCCGGCCGAAAUGGCCCAGCUUCAUCGGGAGGAAUCCGUCUGGUUCGCUUUAACGUGUACAACUCCAGUUUUGGGCCCAAAGAAGAGGACCAGUUCAAAAAAAUCAUCUAUUAUUAUCCGGAAGAUGAGACCGAGGACGAUCAAUGUCGGCAUGUAGGUCUCUCCGAAGCUCACAUCAACUUCACGGACGUGUUCUUUCCCGAGGCAACCGGUCGCGUACUCCACGCACAGCGAUAUCGAACCGUCUUCUACGCCGCAGAAGACGGUUACUGGUUGUCCCUCGCGGUGAGCGUCCCGUUUACUCGGCGUCCAAGCACGAAAAACGGGCUGGACUGUAAUGAAUAUCGGCCGGAUGAUGUUCACUCCCGCGUGUUGUUAGCCCAAUUAAAGCACACUUAUGACAUGUUUCGAUUCUUCAUGGGCGGCUUUGACGCGGUAAUGAUGUCGUGCUCAGAAGAUGUGGUGUUCUUCAAGGAACGUUGUCGCACCUUCUUCUCGAAAUUUGUUCCCACGCUCAAACCCGGCCAAGCCGACAUUUUGGACGAGUUCCAAGCGGUUCAAUUCCUCAGCUUGGAGCCCAAGGCCUUCCUGCAGGUUAAAGGCUUCGUCAAGCAAAUUCAGGAUGAGUUUGCGAGCGUGGAGCAAGUCGUGUUCUUUCAACAAGGCAACUUGGUCUGGUCCGAUUUGCAACAGGACGACACCCAAUUACUUUAUCACUAUAUCACCUCGACCCUGCUUCCUCACGCACCCACCCAUGCCACGCCCAAUACCCUCGAGGGCGAAGGAACGCCUCGAAGUCCGUUUUCCGGACAUCAAGGGCGCUUUCUGUCCGGUGGGCCGCCCAAUCCCAACAGUUCCACAUUCGAGGAACCUUUAGUGGUUAAAGUUCACCUUCAACGAGAUCAAGCCCGUCAAGAGCAUCACUUGAUCGUCUACCACGCCCUCAACUCCACAGUUUGUCUAAUGAUCCCCUCGUUCCAAGAACUCACCCAUGAGUUAUACCGCAAAUUGGAUGCCUCACUUGGACCCCAAAUGACGCACAUGUCUGCAGAUUUAAUGGAUGUCUUCAGUCACGCGAGUAAACCCGCCGCCAUUCAUCCACUUCUGAGUCCAGUGAGCACUCCUUUAGAACCAUCCUUGGCCGUGAAGUUUGUGUACUUCAAUAAGUUCAAUCGAGCAAUGAAGAGCACACUUCACAUUCCAAGUCCGAAUUUGCAAGAAGACCCUUUGCUUCAGAGCGAGUUGAAGAAAGUCAUACUGGAUUUGUCAGACCUUAUUGGCAGUGCCAAUGAUCGUGCUUUGGGUAUGCCCUUGGAGUAUUACGUGAAGAUGUCCUCCGAUCAGUGGGUGAUUGGGAAGGCCGCCGAUCAGCGGCAAGUGUAUAUUGUGAUCACGGCCAAGUGUGCCAAUUUGAUGGAUGCCUCUGAAGAGGUGGGACGUAUGUUUGAGAACGAAUUUAAGAACGUUUGCUUUCUGGAACAAUGAUCCUUGUUGCUGCUCGUGAGGGUUGACUUUCGUUGAGACACAUAUGAUUUAUAUUAUGUAUGAAUAAAUGAGGAGCAUUCCUGAACAGCC